Zophobas morio is the source of this 636-nucleotide messenger RNA. Its product is annotated as mitochondrial import inner membrane translocase subunit TIM14. Gene Ontology annotation, biological process: protein import into mitochondrial matrix. The record is from RefSeq and is a predicted model, not a curated record. Bases 142 to 501 code for a protein of 119 amino acids. The transcript is spliced from 3 exons. Gene Ontology annotation, cellular component: PAM complex, Tim23 associated import motor. NCBI's taxonomy places the organism in Eukaryota, Metazoa, Arthropoda, Insecta, Coleoptera, Tenebrionidae. Gene Ontology annotation, molecular function: ATPase activator activity.
UCGUGUGUGUCAAAACUGUCAAAUUACAAGUUUAGGAACUUUCUAGGUGCUUUCUAGCAUUCGAAAUUUGUAUUCAGAUCUAAAAAUAAUAUGUGUAUUUGAUAUAUACCCCAAAUAGUCUUAAAACGCAGUACAUUCAAAAUGUCGACUGGUAUAAUUUUGGCAGGGUUAGGAUUAGCAGCGGUAGGUUUUGCGGGACGUUAUGCUUUAAGACAGCUUCCAAAUGUGACGAAAACAGUCAAUGAAGCAAUGAAAAAUUUACCAAAAUUUGAUGCAGAAUCAGUAGCAAAUUCAAGGUACUAUCGUGGCGGUUUUGACCAAAAAAUGAAUAGACGAGAAGCGGCUUUAAUAUUAGGAAUCAGUCCAACAGCAAGUAAAGUAAAAGUAAAGGACGCUUUCAAAAGGGUAAUGGCUGUAAACCAUCCUGAUCGAGGAGGUUCUCCGUACUUGGCGUCAAAAAUAAAUGAAGCCAAAGAAUACUUGGAGAAACAUACAAGAUAGCAAAAGUUUUUAAUUAGGGUAUGUCUUAGCAAAUAAAUAAAUUGUACAAGUUCAUACAAAAGUGUAUUGGCUGUAUAAAUAGACAAAACGACUAGAAUCAUGUUGAUAUAAAAAUAAAACAAAGCAUUAAUUAUU